This is a messenger RNA of Lindgomyces ingoldianus, 2162 nucleotides long. Its product is annotated as MFS transporter. The transcript is spliced from 6 exons. Gene Ontology annotation, molecular function: phosphate transmembrane transporter activity. Gene Ontology annotation, biological process: transmembrane transport; phosphate ion transport. Gene Ontology annotation, cellular component: membrane. The record is from RefSeq and is a predicted model, not a curated record. Lineage: Eukaryota; Fungi; Ascomycota; Dothideomycetes; Pleosporales; Lindgomycetaceae. The coding region runs from base 332 to 2041 and encodes 569 amino acids.
ACAAGAGGCCGACAUGUCGCUGCAGGGUCCACCCCAAGAGAAGUACGAGAGAAGGCGGCUUUGGAAGCAGAGAGGUGGCGUGGUUGCAUCACAAGAACGCCCUUCCACAGCGCAAAUGCUUAAGUGCGGAUACAGCUUGCGGAAUUUGAGCCUCUUUUGUAAAAGGCAACCUCGCGCGUGCAUGGUAGUGAGCUGAGGGGGGUAUUGAUAAACCCUUCACAAUCCGCGCGUGAAACUCUCCUCCUUUCUUUUCUGUGCUCCUUUGGGAGGAACAGGUUCACUCUUUAUUCUGCUCUUCUAAUUUGCAUUCAUUCAAGUGAAACGAAUCACCAUGUCUCAGAUCGUCCACAAGACGGCUGGAGGCAAUGCAGCCUUCCACAACUUCCACAACGACUACGCACACAUUGCAGACCCAAAUGAGCGUCGACGUCUUGCUCUGGCCGAAAUCGACAAGGCACCGUUUGGAUGGUAUCAUGUCCGUGCCAUCGUGGUCGCUGGUAUUGGUUUCUUCACAGAUGCCUACGAUUUAUUUGCUGUGAACAUGGUUACUUCUAUGCUUGGAGUUGUCUUCUGGCACAAUGCGCAUUCGUCUCCUGGAAAGAUUCCUACGAAAGCAGAUACGGCUAUCAAGGUUUCUACUUCGACUGGCACGGUCAUUGGGCAAGUUGGCUUCGGUAUCCUGGCUGACAUCGUCGGUCGAAAGAAGAUGUAUGGUCUUGAACUCAUCUUGAUCAUCUUCGCAACUGUCGCUCAAGCCCUUUCCGCUAACUCUCCUGCUGCCUCUAUCGUUGGUGUUAUCGUCUUCUGGCGUGUUCUCAUGGGAAUUGGAAUCGGCGGCGACUACCCCCUAUCCUCCAUUAUUACGUCCGAAUUCGCGACAACAAAAUGGAGAGGUGCUAUGAUGGGAUCCGUCUUUGCUAUGCAAGGCAUCGGACAGUUCGCUGCAGCUAUGGUUGCUCUCGUGGUCACUGCCGGUUUCAAGGAGUCUCUGAUGACGGCCAAGUCGGUCGACAAGUGCGAUGGUGUUUGCGGCUUGGCUGUCGAUAAGAUGUGGCGUGUUGUUGUUGGCUUCGGUGCCGUUCCGGGCUGCAUUGCUCUCUAUUACCGCCUCACGAUCCCAGAAACCCCUCGUUAUACCUUCGAUGUCGACCGCGACGUUGUUCAGGCUAGCUCUGAUGUCAGGGCAUUUAGAACUGGCGCCCAUAAGGGUCACCCUGAUGAGAUAACUCGCGUUCGUGCUAAGGAGAAUGAUGAACACCAGCUUGAGAUCCCAAAGGCUUCGUGGUCUGAUUUCUUCUCGUGGGUUUGCAGAUGGAAGAACGGAAAGGUCUUGAUUGGAACUGCCGGCUCAUGGUUCCUGCUCGAUGUCGCCUUCUAUGGCCUCGGCCUCAACAACUCGAUAAUCCUGACCCAGAUUGGUUACGCAAAGGGCGAAAAUGUAUACAAGAUCUUCUACAACCAAGCUGUCGGUAACCUGAUUAUCACGUGCGCUGGUGCCAUCCCUGGAUAUUGGUUCACCGUUGCGACCGUCGACACCAUCGGCCGCAAACCCAUUCAACUUGCCGGCUUCGGCAUCCUCACCAUUAUUUUCUGCGUCAUCGGCUUUGCAUAUCAUCAUCUCAGCGGGCAAGCUCUCCUCGCUCUCUACGUCCUCGCGCAAUUCUUCUUCAACUUCGGCCCCAACGCCACCACCUUCAUCGUGCCAGGCGAGUGCUUCCCAACCCGCUACCGCAGCACCGCCCAUGGCAUCUCAGCUGCUUCCGGGAAAGUCGGAUCGAUUAUCGCGCAAGUGCUGAUCGGUCCCCUGCGUACGCGCGGGGCGCCUCCUGGGUCGACUGCGUCGCCUUGGUUAAAUCAUGUUAUGCAGAUUUACUCUGUGUUCAUGUUUGCGGGGCUGUUUACGACCUUGCUGAUUCCCGAGACGAAGAGGAAGACGCUUGAGCAGUUGGCUGGGGAGAUUGAGGGUACCCCGGAGUAUGAUCCAGAUAAUGUAAGGUCGAGGGAUGUUGGGAAGGUGGAACAGGUUCUGCGGUCUGUUUAGAAGAUGGCCUGAAUGCGCUGAACAAUAAAAACUAUGUAUUUAGUCUCGAUCGCUAAUAAGUGAAGUAAGGGACAUAGAUGGCUGUGUUGAGAUAGAAGAAUAUCAGAUAUCUAUACCUGUG